Sander lucioperca (pikeperch) is the source of this 2699-nucleotide messenger RNA. RefSeq names its product dual specificity phosphatase DUPD1-like. NCBI's taxonomy places the organism in Eukaryota, Metazoa, Chordata, Actinopteri, Perciformes, Percidae. Gene Ontology annotation, biological process: negative regulation of MAPK cascade; protein dephosphorylation. The record is from RefSeq and is a predicted model, not a curated record. The transcript is spliced from 4 exons. Gene Ontology annotation, cellular component: cytoplasm. Gene Ontology annotation, molecular function: MAP kinase phosphatase activity; protein tyrosine/serine/threonine phosphatase activity. The coding region runs from base 215 to 835 and encodes 206 amino acids.
AAAAAUAUCCUCUGCACUUGAUUCCCGUCACAGAGCGGUUAUACAAUCUGUGCCCUCACUUGAGCCUGCCAGAAUUAAACCUUACCAUUUUCUGCCUUUACGGACUGCUUCACAACAAGCUGCCAGAAUGAUGAAAACAUUUCCAAGCAGGAAAACGAAGGACUUCAAUCUCUUGCUAAUAAAUCAUAUGUGAAAGGAAGCCACAGCGAAGAAAAUGGCUUCUCACAAGUCAAAGACUGGCACCAAGCUAAAUGUUACAAAGGCAGCGGAGGAAUUCAGUCCAGUGGAUGAAUAUGUCACACCUGGGGGCUAUGAGCUGGAGAAAAUCCUAAACCAUGGGAGUGUGGUUUACACUCAUGUCAACGAGGUCUGGCCUAACGUCUACAUCGGGGAUGAGCAGACUGCAAAGGACAAAAAUAAUCUGAAGAAAUUGGGGAUUACGCACAUCUUGAAUGCAGCAGAGGGGACGUGGAACAACGUGGACACCGGAGCUGGUUACUACACUGACAUGGACGUCGUCUACUAUGGCGUGGUAGCAGAAGACGUCGCAACAUUUAACCUUAGCCAGUAUUUCCUCUCUGCUGCCCGGUUUAUAGAAGAAACAUUGAGCAAUCCUCAGAAUAAACUGCUGGUGCACUGUGUGAUGGGAAGGAGUCGGUCUGCCACACUUUUCCUCGCUUACCUCAUGAUCUGUGAGAACAUGACGGUGGUCGACGCCAUUGAGCACGUGAAGAAACGCAGGAGGAUCAUCCCCAACUGGGGCUUCCUGAAACAGCUGAGAGAGCUGGACAUGCAGCUCCUGGAGAAAAGGGAAGAGGGUACAGAGAAGAGCUGAUUGUAGCACUCGUGGGGCAGGUUGAGGAUCAGAUCGAACCUCAAGUCAAUGGAGAUGAGUUCAAGUCGGGUUUCAAGUAAUUUCAUGAGACAAGUCUAAGUCACGUCACAAGUAAUUUCAGACAAGUCCAAGUCAAGUCAAUUCAUUGAGGACAAGUCCAAGUCAAGUCUCAGGUAGAGCAAAUCCAAAUCAAGUCCAAAGUAAUUUGAGACAAGUCCAAGUUGAGUCUCAAGUAAGUUCUAGUCUACCAGUCUGAAAUCUCAUCGUCAUGUCACAAGUCUAAAUACCCAAAUUGCAAGUCAAGAUGCAAGAUUUCAGGUCUCUCAGUGGUGUCCAUAAAAAUAACAGCAUUUGAACAUUUUCCCUUUAAAGUUCAGUUUACCAUGUUUUUUUCAUACUAAGUUAGACCAAUGUCUUUUAAUGCAGAGACCUAAUGAGUUUUCAAAGUGUGUGGGCAUGCAAAGCCUGCUUGUUGUCCCAUUAGUUUUUUUUUUACUUUUCUUGAAUAUUACCAAAUGUAAGAUGUAAAUGUUUGCUUUGAAAUUUCAUCUCGUCAGGUUUUUAGAGGGUGAUAUCUCAGGUAAAUAAAGUCUCAGAGCAGUCAAGUCCAAGUCAAGUUUCUUUUUUCACUUCUUUUUAUUUUAAAAUACUUUUCUGCAGAGAAAACAGCUGCCUGGAUUACCACGAAUUCAAAAAUGUUGUUUCUGUGACACGCUUCAGGCUAGUAAAUAUUUCAAAUUAAAAGAGAACAAUCAAGUACAUGGUCAUUAUAAUUUAUUCUUAUGCUAAAAUGUACAGCAUUUUAAGUGACUGACAAAAGGAGAAAAGUCAUAAAUACAAGAAUGUCAUUCUGUCCGAUUUUUGUGCACAUAGCCAGGUAUUUUCCCCCUGUUCUUACCAGCAACUCUGUACAGGUACAAAGGCUACAAAAGAGCAAUAUAAACAAAAACACAAGUACAAGUUGCGUUUUACAUGCAAUCCAUUAGCUUAGUUUGGUCUAUUCACAGGCUCUAUUCUUCUACACUUCGGUAAAAUAUAAAUCCAACAUUUUAUAAAGAUAGAAAACAAAUCUACAGAUGGAAUGAAAAGGUAGCUUUAAAGGCAUUAUGUAAAAUAUCAACUUUGGACUAAAUUUAUAUUUUCUUUAUUGUUAUUCGUUAUAAUCAUUUAGUUAUUUUUAAAUUCUGCCACACUUCUGGACAUUUUGAAAUGUUUUAGAAUUUUCAGGGUACAAACACUGAGAUAUGCUUUGUUAUUUUGACAGAAAUCAGUCUGCUUUAUUAAACAGAAAGCUGCCUCAAGGAGAUCUGUUACAAAAGACUUCAGAAUUAUACAUACAUAGCAAUAAAACCUCUUAAACCGAACAGAAAACAGGACUAAGUUUACAUUUUUUUUACAUUAUUAGAAUUAACAAAAUAUAGUUUCAUCUUUGUCCCCGUGGAGGGAAACCUAAUAAAAGGCCAGAUAUCUUUAAAAUGGCUUGCUAUUAAGCACAACACUUGUACAGUACUACUCAAUGCACUGUCACUAACAGAGACUGAAGCAUGCUAGUUGUCACUUUACAAAAUAGGUACAAUAAUUUAAAUAUACAAAGGCAUGAGUAUAGUACAAACUAAUUGUCAGCACUGUUAGACAGGUACACUGAACAGGUUCAAACAGCCACUAACUCCACUUGUAGCAGGCACAUUAAAUGGCUUCAUUUGAGGCUGCUACACGACUGCAAGACCACUGAUGAAAUCUCUACCGCUGAGCUCUGAACGCUGAGCUCUGAACGCUGAGCUCUGAACCCGCCUGCUCUAAAGACACAUCAGAGACACGAACACUAAUUAAAUAGAUUUUCAUCGUAAUGAUGUAAGGCUUCCCA